AUGUCGACGGCGGCGGCGGCGGCUCCGCGAUCGGCGGCGGCGGCGGCGGCGGCUCCGCGAUCGGCGGCGGCGGCGCUUCGCGCGCGCGGCCGCGGCGGCGGCGCGAGCGCGUCGCGCGCGUCGCCCGCGCCCGCGCCCGGUCGUCGACGAUCCGUCGUCGUCGUCGAUCGCGGUGCCGACGACGAGCGAUUAGUAACGCGUCGUCCGCGUCGCCGCCGCCUCCUCCCGCUCCUCCGCGCGACGUUCGACGACGGCGACGGCGUGCCGUUCUUCGCGCUCUCGGACGCGUCGAGGGCGUCGGAGCUGCGCGCGGACGCGGACGCGAUCGCGGCGUUGCAGACGCGCCGCGACGCGGUGCUCCUGCCCACGACGUCCGGAAAGUCGUGGGUCCUGGAGGUGCGCCGCGCGCGAUCGGGAGCGGGAGCGGGAUCCGAUGCCGACGCCGAGGACGCCUCCUUCGCGGAGUCCGCCUCCUUCGUCGCCGCGGAGGCGCGGCUCGCGUCGCUCCCGGACGAGCUCCUCGCGGGGCGGGACCUGUCGUUCAUGGGGUUCCGAGGCGCGGACGGCGCGCCGCUGUUCACGACGGACGUGCCGUCGUCGGCCGACGACGAUCCGAUGGCGUAUGCGACGCGGAAAGCCGUCGCGGACAACUACGCGUCGAUGCGCCGCCAGCGCUUACAGACGGGCGCGAGCGCGGGCGAGGCGUCGCUGGCGGACGUCCUCUCGCGGAUACGCGUCGCGGACGCCAAGGCGGUCGGGCCGAUGAUGUCGCGCGACGACGCGGGGGUUCUCGCCGCCGCGCAGGCGCUGACGAGCUGGCAGCGAAACAAUAAAUUCUGUUCCAGAUGCGGGUCCCCGAAUAAACUCGUCAAGAGCGGGCACAAGGCGCAGUGCACGCGCAUUAACGACGACAAGUGCCGCGGCGCGGCGUACCCGACGCUCAUGCCCGCGGUGUUGACGCUGUGCACGUGCGGGGAGUACGCGCUGCUCGCGAGGAAUUCCAAGUGGCCGCGCGGGUUUUACAGCUGUCUCGCGGGCUUCGUGGAUCAAUCAGAGAGCUUGGAGCAAGCCGCCGCGCGCGAGGUGAUCGAGGAGAGCGGGAUCGGGAUCGUCCCCGGGAGCGCGACGUACGUCGCGUCGCAGCCGUGGCCGUUCCCGUGCCAGCUCAUGGUGGGGUUUCGAGCGGAGGUGGCGGCGAUAGCGGUCGGCGGGGAGGAGCGCUCGGACGGCGCGGGCGCCGGCGAGGCCAGCCUUCCCGCUUCCCGUUCAGGCGCGUUCUAUACACUGGUUCCCAUACGACCGCGUUGGCGUGAACGGCCCUCAUUCCCCGCGCGGUUCCUCUCGCCGCCGAACCCGACGCUGGACCGGAACGAGCUGCGAGACGCGCGAUGGUUUCACAAGGACUGGCUCCGCGCGCAGCUCGGGAAGAACGUGGACCCGCGCGAGACCCCGGGCGCCGGGGAGAUACCCGAGGGCGAGAUCGCGUUGCCAGGGCGGCACGCGAUGGCCAGGGCGCUCAUCGAACGGUGGGUCGAGGAGGAUGAGGUGCGUUCUAUACACUGGUCCCCAUACGACCGCGUUCGCGUGGUGAACGCCGAUCCUUAA
This is a messenger RNA of Micromonas pusilla CCMP1545, 1605 nucleotides long. RefSeq lists its product as uncharacterized. Gene Ontology annotation, molecular function: NADH pyrophosphatase activity; metal ion binding. The coding region runs from base 1 to 1605 and encodes 534 amino acids. Lineage: Eukaryota; Viridiplantae; Chlorophyta; Mamiellophyceae; Mamiellales; Mamiellaceae. Gene Ontology annotation, cellular component: cytosol. The transcript is spliced from 2 exons. Gene Ontology annotation, biological process: NADP+ catabolic process; NAD+ catabolic process. The record is from RefSeq and is a predicted model, not a curated record.